AUGGAUCAACCCACUAGCUAUAUUGUUCCUGGUAGUGAGCAUAUGAAUAAGGACUCAGGCCAACGUCGAUAUUUUCUUGGGAUUGAGAUUGCUCACUCAUCUCGGGGUUUAUUUCUUUCUCAACGCAAGUAUGUUCUUGAUCUUCUUUCCGAAACUAGUCUCUUGGGCACUUGUCCUAGCGAUGCUCCUAUGAAUUCCUUAGUUAAACUCGAUGGUGAGACUAGGGCAUUGUUUCCUGACAUUGUUUAUGCAUGUUCCUCGCCAACCCAUUUUGAUGUUGUUUGUCAUAUCUUGCGUUACCUAAAACGAGCUCUAGAUCGCAGUCUACUCUACCGUUCCUCUCCUUCCUUGUCUGUCACUGCCUUUAGUGAUGCUGAUUGGGCUGGUAGUUGGAUUGACUGUCAUUCUACAUCUGGAUAUUGCACAUUUGUUGGGGGUAAUCUUGUUAAUUGGUGUAGCGACAAACAAUUGGUUGUUGCUCAUUCAAGUGCUGAGGCUGAGUAUCGUGUCAUGGCUCAUACCGCCUCUAAGAUGUUAUGGGUUUGUUCUCCUCUACAGGAUUUUGGUAUUUCAUUGCUAAUAACCCCGUGUUUCAUGAGCGCAUGA
Messenger RNA from Camellia sinensis, 606 nucleotides. The record is from RefSeq and is a predicted model, not a curated record. NCBI's taxonomy places the organism in Eukaryota, Viridiplantae, Streptophyta, Magnoliopsida, Ericales, Theaceae.